This is a messenger RNA of Cyclopterus lumpus (lumpfish), 1036 nucleotides long. RefSeq lists its product as uncharacterized. The transcript has 4 exons. The record is from RefSeq and is a predicted model, not a curated record. Bases 95 to 1036 code for a protein of 313 amino acids. Lineage: Eukaryota; Metazoa; Chordata; Actinopteri; Perciformes; Cyclopteridae.
GACCGGGUGGGGACCGGCGUGGACCGGCGGGGACUGACGUGGACCGGCGGGAACUGCAGCACGGAGGCGACCUCAUGUGUGUCCUGGUGUCCUCAUGUGUGUCCUGGUGUCCUCAUGUGUGUCCUGGUGUCCUCAUGUUAUCAUGUGUGUUCUUGUCACGGGAGUAGCCGCAAGAACAGGACCCAAACGCCGACAACUUGGGGAAAAAGGCAACUUAAUUGCUCACCGGACUGCGGCACAGAGGCAACAGUGGGGACCGGCGGAAACUGCGGCAGGGAGGCAACAUCAUGUGUGUCCUGGUGUCCUCAUGUGUGUCCUGGUGUCCUCAUGUGUGUCCUGGUGUCCUCAUGUUAUCAUGUGUGUCCUUGUCACGGGAGUAGCCGCAAGAACAGGACCCAAACGCCGACAACUUGGGGAAAAAGGCAACUCAAUUGCUCACCGGACUGCGUCACGGAGGCAACGGCGGGGACCGGCGUGGACCGGCGGGAACUGCGGCCCAGAGGCGACAGUGAGGACCGGCGUGGACCGGGUGGGGAACCGGGGGGGACCGGCGGGGACCGACGUAGACCGGUGGGGACCGGCGGGAACUGCGGCACGGAGGCGACCUCAUGUGUGUCCUGGUGUCCUCAUGUGUGUCCUGGUGUCCUCAUGUUAUCAUGUGUGUCCUUGUCACGGGAGUAGCCGCAAGAACAGGACCCAAACGCCGACAACUUGGGGAAAAAGGCAACUCAAUUGCUCACCGGACUGCGUCACGGAGGGAACGGCGGGGACCGGUGUGGACCGGCGGGAACUGCGGCACGGAGGCGACAUCAUGUGUGUCCUGGUGUCCUCAUGUUAUCAUGUGUGUUCUUGUCACGGGAGUAGCCGCAAGAACAGGACCCAAACGCCGACAACUUGGGGAAAAAGGCAACUCAAUUGCUCACCGGACUGCGUCACGGAGGCAACGGCGGGGACCGGCGUGGACCGGCGGGAACUGCGGCCCAGAGGCGACAGUGAGGACCGGCGUGGACCGGGACUUUGGUUGCCAGACUCAUAA